Messenger RNA from Rotaria sp. Silwood2, 624 nucleotides. The record is from the annotation of a GenBank genome assembly. Lineage: Eukaryota; Metazoa; Rotifera; Eurotatoria; Philodinida; Philodinidae.
AUGGAAUGGUAUAUGUUAUUUCUUUUUCUUACUGGACAUUUUUCCAUGACACAAGCUGCUUGUUCUCUAUCGAUUAAAUUCUAUAUUGAGUGUGGAGUAUUAAGAACAGCUAGUGGUGCAUUGCAACUUUGCCAAAGUCAUCAAAUGACUCUUUUAAAUUUAACUAAUGGAACAGCAUCAUUAACAAACGAUAUUGCUCUACUUAAUACUACAUUUAUAACACAAAAUUGUAGUGGAAAUUUUUGGUAUUCAUCUGGUUCACAGACAGGUUUAGUUGCUAAUUCUAAUGAUCUUGGUGGCUUGCUCGACUCUCUUACAAAUGUGUUAAGUGUUGUUUUAUGUCUUAUACCACUGUUAUGCCCAGCAACAACAACAACAGCACCUAUUCUCUAUGCUUUUACUGUAUGUACUCGUACAAUACAGCAAAGUAUUAUACAAAAAUGUUCAACACCAUCGCAACGAUUAGGUAUGGUUCAGUUUCAUUUCAAUAAACAAAAUAUGUAUGGUGGUGUAUUAAAUACAUUUUCUUCACGAAGUCUAAUAACAUGUAGUGGUAUAUGCUCAUCGGAUGAUUCAUGUGUUGGUGUGACAUUUAAUAAUGAAACAUGUACUCUUUAUAUGUAA